Molecule: messenger RNA, 1756 nt
Organism: Closterium sp. NIES-67
Lineage: Eukaryota; Viridiplantae; Streptophyta; Zygnematophyceae; Desmidiales; Closteriaceae
Source: the annotation of a GenBank genome assembly
AGACCCCCAAAUCCCCCACCGCGCACCUAGGGAUUUCCAGCGAACUCUCAACUCUAACUCAUCUCUCUGACAAACCAACACAGUUUUUAGAAGUGUCGUAUAAAGCCUUUUGUUCUGGUGUUUCGUUGAUCAAUCAACAUAAUCUCCUGCUGUCUACGACUACAAAUAUUUCUACCGUCGCUAUUUCCUUGACGUUACUCACACGCUCUUCGAACGCUUAGUAUCGUUACUGACUGUUAACUCCAUGGCCAGUAUGACGAAGCAAGUAGGUUCAGACUGGCGCGCUAAUGGCUCAUCGGAUAAAGGCACUAUUUUGGUGACUGGAGGCGCAGGAUACAUUGGAAGCCACACCUGCGUCCAGCUAUUAGAGGAGGGGUAUAGGGUGGUGGUGGUGGACAACCUCGAUAACUCCUCCGAGGAGGCCAUCGAGCGUGUCGUGGAGCUCACCGGCGACAAGGGAAGGAACCUGACCUUCUUCAAGGUCGAUCUGUUGGACCGGCUUCUUCUGGAGGAGGUGUUCAAACACACUGCCUUCGACGCGGUGAUUCACUUCGCGGGGCUCAAGGCGGUGGGCGAGAGCGUGCAGUACCCGCUGCGGUACUACCACAACAACAUCACAGGGACUAUCAUUCUGCUCGAGCUCAUGGACCAAUACGGGUGCAAGAAGAUAGUGUUUUCGUCGUCCGCCACAGUGUACGGUCAGCCCAAGCGGGUGCCGUGCACGGAGGAGGACGAGCUGCAGACACUCAACCCGUACGGCCGCACCAAGCUGUACAUAGAGAACAUCUUGAGGGACAUGCAGGCAGCGUCGGCGGGGUGGCAGGUGCUGCUGCUGCGGUACUUCAACCCCGUGGGCGCGCACCCGUCGGGGCGCAUAGGCGAGGACCCGCAGGGCAUCCCCAACAACCUCAUGCCCUUCAUUCAACAAGUGGCCGUGGGGCGCCGCCCCUUCCUCUCCGUGUUUGGCAGCGACUACCCGACGAAGGACGGCACUGGGGUGCGCGACUACAUCCACGUCAUGGACCUGGCAGCGGGGCACACCGCAGCGCUGCGCAAGAUCUUCACCACGCCCGCCCUCACCUGCGACGUCUACAACCUCGGCACCGGCCGGGGGCAGUCCGUGCUGGAGAUGGUAGCGGGCUUCGAGCAGGCCUCUGGCCGGGAGAUCCCUGUGAAAAUGUGUCCCAGGCGGCCGGGAGACUGCUCCGAGGUGUAUGCUCUGACGGAUAAGGCGGAGAGGGAGCUGAAAUGGAAGGCUACUUUGACGCUGGAUGACAUGUGCCGGGACCAAUGGAACUGGGCUAGGCAGAAUCCAUGGGGGUAUUCCAACCCUCCUGAGGAGGUGGCUCAAGCAGAGGAGGCUGAACGUGUGGUGGUUGUGUUAGAGCAGGAGGGAGGGAGUGAAGGUGGGAAGAAGAAGGCAGUGACAAGCCCUGUGAGUGAGCCACGCACACCUCCUCUCAUCCCGGCAAGCCCAGAGGUCACCAAUUCAAGCCAGUCUACAAGCUCUGCGGGGUCUGCUCCUUCCCCUUGCGUCCUUGAUUCCACACCUCCUGCUGUGGCGCACAAGGGAUCGCUUGUUCGCACGGGGUCAGGGUCGAGUGUGGAUUCGUUAGAAGAGCUGCCUAGAUUGGAGGGCUCCCAAGCAGUCGCAUGAUAGAUCAUGUGCGUGGAGUGCUUGUGCUAGACUUGCUCUAUACUGCAUCAAAUUUUGACCUUUCUGGAUUUUGAUUUGUACUGAUAUAUUGCUACACCG